CGAGUCAAAGAGUAGACAGGGGGGGGACUGCUUUACAUAAAACACCAACUGGGAGUGCAGUCGAUGAUUUUAGUCUGGUACUGCUUAGCACUGUAAACCUUUUUUUUUUGUCUUAGAGUUGUUACCUGUCAUUUUCACAGGACUAAACCAUUUGUUGCAGUUUCAUUUUUGACAAGGUGAGGCGGAAGCAAACAUGGUUCAUGCGUGAGGAAACAACCUGCUCGAUGUUUCUCGUUUUGCUUGGAUCACCUGAAAACAGCCUCAUCAAGGCUGUUCAAAGGAGGCGAUAAAUCCACAUAGUGAAUGUUGGAUCUAAUGAAAUGGACCCGAGCUGAUGCCCCAAAGUCCCGCUUGGCCCUCACUUGGCCCUGCUGGUCACAGGUAGAGAUGGCAGCGUGUCCGGAUGUCCUGGCCAUACCUGGAGUUGUGGUUGGGAGUGUUUUACUGCUGGUACUAAGCAGUAAUCCUGUCUGGGGGAAUUAUACUGCUCUUGGAAGUGACUCCAAUUCUAAUAAAACUACUGAAACCAACAUUGCAGCUAUUGUAGCGCCUACAGUCAUCUUGGGUGUUUUGGCCAUAGUUUUGGCUGUUCUUGCCUGGCUUCUCUGUGUGGUGAAAAAGAAGAGACAGACUGAAGGGACGUAUAGACCCAGUGCUGAGGAGCAGACUGGAGCAAGCAGCGUGACGGCACCAGAUGCACUAAAGUUACCAAAAGAGGAAAGACUCAUUUGAGAUGUUCUUCAUGUUUGUACAAAAUCCUGUAUGGACACGGGCUGCAAACGUUUGCUUAGCAGCAUUCUCGUGUAACAAGGCUCACUCCCUUGAACUGAUCAGUGAAAGAAAAAGCUUUUGUUUCACCAUGUUUCUCAACAAGCACUGAAUGAUUCCUGCAUGAUACUACGAAGAAGAGCACCUGAAUGUAUGGAUCUACCAGAUUUUAAGAACAAUUGACCAUCUCAAGGAGGUUUUCGACAUCUCUUCAGCAAAAAAAUGACAGUAUUUUAUCACCAAUAAUUUCAGUUUAUAAUAUAUUUUUCUUGUUUCAGUUACCUCACUAUACCAUUUACCAUUACCAUUACCAUUGUACUUUUACUUGAUUCAGUCUAUUAUGAUUAACUGUCAUUGGCGAAAUGGAUAAUGAUCUUUUACCUCAAACUUUUGCCUCUGAGAGUUCUGAUGAAUCCACUGCAUUUUAAAUGUUUUUUAGCCCAAUAAUAAGAUUAUGCUGAGAAUCUAUUUCAAGCAAACACAAGCAUCUGUUUACACACAUUGUUUAUCACACAUUUCAAAUCCUCUCUUAGUAAUCAAACUAAUUUAAAGUCACAUUGUUUAAAACAAAAUGAUUAAAUCACAUCAACAAUGCAAUGCAUAAUGCAUCAUAAUCAAGGAGAUGUUUUACAAUGUCACAUGCUUAUUUAUGUUUUUUGUCAAAUGAAUAAUAAAAGUUUUGUAAAAUAGUUAAUAAUUAAACUUUACAUAGCACCAGCACACACUGUUACUUAUGAUUAUAUUCACCGCAUGCAAUUCCAGUCAAAAAUAAACUUGAGUAAAAAACAGGGGAAUAUUUAAUAAAAACAAAUAUGUGUCAUCCAAUAAUCGUUGGGAAACAUUGGUGUAACGAGUUCUACUGCAGGGUGAUAAAACAACUAGGCAAAUAAGUGGUACUAGUAGUCAGAGAGUGAAAACUUCAGUUCCUGGAACAACUUGCCAAAUACACCAAAAAGUCAGAGGAGUGAAACACACACAACCAACUAUGAUCUAACUAUGCUUGAGCUGUUUGAUGGUUAAGUAUGGGAAGGAACCCACAGUCAGGCUCCCUUCUAAUCA
Larimichthys crocea (large yellow croaker) is the source of this 1827-nucleotide messenger RNA. RefSeq names its product crumbs homolog 3a (gene crb3a). Lineage: Eukaryota; Metazoa; Chordata; Actinopteri; Sciaenidae. Bases 304 to 732 code for a protein of 142 amino acids. The record is from RefSeq and is a predicted model, not a curated record. The transcript has 4 exons.